Molecule: messenger RNA, 6747 nt
Organism: Gorilla gorilla gorilla (western lowland gorilla)
Lineage: Eukaryota; Metazoa; Chordata; Mammalia; Primates; Hominidae
Gene: SPRY4
Product: sprouty RTK signaling antagonist 4
Exons: 2
Coding region: 2102-3001 (299 amino acids)
Biological process (GO): negative regulation of fibroblast growth factor receptor signaling pathway; negative regulation of MAP kinase activity; negative regulation of Ras protein signal transduction
Cellular component (GO): cytosol; membrane
Source: RefSeq, a predicted model, not a curated record
GCUGAGAGGUUAAUAUUUCAGCCUCUGAAGCCUCUGCUGUCUUGGUUCAAAUCCUGCUCUGGUCACUUGCUAGCUCUAUGACCCUUUGUGCUUCCAUUUCCUCCUCUGUAAAAUGGGUUCUCUCUUGAAGUAUGGUGAGGAUUAAAUCACUUGAUUUAUGGUGAGAAAAUAAAUCACUGAGGGCUUAGCAUGGAGCCUGGCACCAAGAAAUGUUUCGUAAAUAUUAGCCGUUUCCAUAAUUAUUAUUUAUUAUUAUUAGAAGGUUGAGGGAGGUAAAAGUCCCUUCCCUCUUGCCAGUUCGUAAGAGUACCACCUAAACUGGAUAGAGGUGCUUCUUUGGCUAAGUGGAGUGCUGGGUUUCUUUCUCUGUCCAGUGUCUUCCAAAUUGGCCAUCAGUCUCUUCCAAACUGCUUAAAUGAGGCAAAACCUCCUCUCUUAUUUAUAUUAUAAAUCUCUUACUACCUUGCAGGGGAAGCAGGCAGCACAUAUUAAAUUGCACUUAAGAUUGUCAGCAUUGCUCAGAGUGGAGGGUGGGUGUUUCUCAGUGAGUAGAGAUUGAUCUACCAAAUCAACUGAGAGUUGUUUUUUCUUUUUCUUUCUUUUUUUUUUCUUGAGACGCAGUCUUGCUCUGUCACUCAGGCUAGAGUGCAGUGGUGCGAUAUUGGCUCACAGCAACCUCCGCCUCCUGGGUUCAAGUGACUCUCCUACCUCAGCCUCCCAAGUAACUGGGAUUACGGGCACCUGCCACCAUGCCUGGCUAAUUUUUGUAUUUUUAGUAGAGAUGGGGGGUUUCAUCCUGUUGGUCAGGCUGGUCUUGAACUCCUGACCUCAAGUGAUCUGCCUACCUUGGCCUCCCAAAAGGCUGAGAUUACAGGCAUGAGCCACUGCACCAGGCCUUCUUUCUUUUCUUUUUUAAUUUCUUUUUUCUUUUCUUUUUUUUUUUUUUGAGACAUCAUUUAGCUGUGCUGAGGGGUUCUUAAAUAGGCAGCUCAGAAAAUUGUUUUCCUUUGUCAGCCAAAUAAAUUCAGCAGAUGCUCUUGGAGGGUCCCUGCUGGUGAGGGGUGAGGCCAGCAGUGGAACUCUGAUUUGGUUUUUGCCGAGCUGGUGGUUGAAAGGAAUCCUACUACAUCGGGGUUAUAAUAGGGAAGAUACAUUUUAGAAUAUGCCCAGUGGAGCCAUCGGAUGCUGCAUCGUCCCCAGAGAGCCAAGUCAUCGUGGGCCAAGCUCCCAUCCCCAUGUCUGGCCUCAACUGCAGGCCCAGAUGUUGACAGCUGCCUCUGGAGGGUUAUGGGAGCCUGUGAAUGCCAACAUCCCCAUUGCCUGCAGCGGCUGCUCCCAUCCUGGCUUCCUGGUGGGACUUUUCCAUGAAUUGGGGAAUCUGCUUUCUGAUUCCAAGGCCUAUUAAAAUUUCUGAGCAUUGCCCAUUUCUUUUGCUUUAUCUGUAGGACAUGGGCUGUUUUUAAAGAACCUCACACAUUUAAAAAAAAAAAAAAAAGUGAAUCUGCUUAAGGAAAGGGAGUAUUUUACUUUCUUCCACAGCAUGACCAGACCCAAUCCUGGUCCUGAGAGACAAAACCCAACUAUAUGGGGCAAUAGAAGCUUCAAACUGCUGCCUACAUUGUGUUGGCAGGACCCUGAAUAUUCCUGACAUGGGUUUCUGGAACAAGGGACUCAUGUUAUCAUUGUCCAGGGGUGAGGGUUCUGGCUGGUGCUGGAGAAUCUUAUCCAUGGCAUUUUUAAUUCUUAGGCCAAGUCACACCCUUUCCUCCAGGCAGCGUCCUCAGUGCUGGACCUUGGGCUCCUAACUCUGGCCUCUUGCCCCAAACUCAUUUAUUCUAGAAGCAAGGCCUUGGAACACCUAUUGAGAAUAAGUGGGCAGGCUGAGGCAGCAUUCCCUGGAAUUCCUACGUUGUCAUCAGCCUGAUCCUUGGAAAACCUCCUCUCCAUAAAUGCUUACUUGCAUUCCCUCUCUCCAGCCCUGACCACAGGAUCUCCACGGGAGGCUGCUUUGGCAAGUGGCUACUCUUUGGUGGCAGACCUGCCAGACACUUAAGGGCCCCUAGAAGCCUGUUUCUCCGUACAGUCCAGGACCUCCAGCCCUAUGGAGCCCCCGAUCCCACAGAGCACCCCCUUGACUCCCAACUCAGUCAUGGUCCAGCCCCUUCUUGACAGCCGGAUGUCCCACAGCCGGCUCCAGCACCCACUCACCAUCCUACCCAUUGACCAGAUGAAGACCAGCCACGUGGAGAAUGACUACAUAGACAACCCUGGCCUGGCCCCGACCACUGGCCCAAAGCGGACCCGGGGCGGGGCCCCAGAGCUGGCCCCGACGCCCGCCCGCUGUGACCAGGAUGUCACCCACCAUUGGAUCUCCUUCAGCGGGCGCCCCAGCUCUGUGAGCAGCAGCAGCAGCACAUCCUCUGACCAGCGGCUCUUAGACCACAUGGCACCACCACCCGUGGCUGACCAGGCCUCACCAAGGGCUGUGCGCAUCCAGCCCAAGGUGGUCCACUGCCAGCCGCUGGACCUCAAGGGCCCGGCGGUCCCACCCGAGCUGGACAAGCACUUCUUGCUGUGUGAGGCCUGUGGGAAGUGUAAAUGCAAGGAGUGUGCAUCCCCCCGGACGUUGCCUUCCUGCUGGGUCUGCAACCAGGAGUGCCUGUGCUCAGCCCAGACCCUGGUCAACUAUGGCACGUGCAUGUGUUUGGUGCAGGGCAUCUUCUACCACUGCACGAAUGAGGACGAUGAGGGCUCCUGCGCUGACCACCCCUGCUCCUGCUCCCGCUCCAACUGCUGCGCCCGCUGGUCCUUCAUGGGUGCUCUCUCCGUGGUGCUGCCCUGCCUGCUCUGCUACCUGCCUGCCACCGGCUGCGUGAAGCUGGCCCAGCGUGGCUACGACCGUCUGCGCCGCCCUGGUUGCCGCUGCAAGCACACGAACAGCGUCAUCUGCAAAGCAGCCAGCGGGGAUGCCAAGACCAGCAGGCCCGACAAGCCUUUCUGACAGUUUGUGUCGAAGCCCCAUUGCUCUGCCUGGAAACCUGGUUCUCUUCUGACAUCUAAGAAGACUGCAGCAAGGUCAGAGGUUUUAGCCUCCUGAGGCUGACCUUGCUAGUCUGCCCACUCCCUACCCCCAGCUUCGGAAAAUACAGAGACCACCAUCACGUACCCUGUAUUCCCCAAGAUGAUGAAGAAGCACUUUGGGGCUUUUUUUCAGGGUCCUGAAACUUUGUGUCAAACAGACAAUGCAGGGGCAGGGUGUGGUUUGGGGGUAAAUUUUUCUUUUUCAGAAGACAGAACACAGAUGUGGACACAUAUCCGGAAACUGCAGCUGCUUGAAUGCCUUCCCAGCCCCUCCUUCUCCCUCCCUCCGCCCCCCCCUUCCUCUUUUCCAUUGUCUUUGGCUCUCACAGGAGCUAGCUGCCUGGGAGGAAUUGUUAACUGAGUACCAGGGUACCUUUAAAGAAGACCCUUGGAGUCUUCUAUACCUUCUUCUCCUCCCCUAUCUCACUCCACCCCACUUUGUCCCUGAUGUCUGGGGGAAGGUGUAGAACACCCUAGCAGUUCCUAUUGUAUAUACUUGGGAGCCACUGAGAACAGAGGACGGCCAGUGAGUCCAAGCCUCGUUCCUCCUUCUGCCUCCCCGGAGCCACAGGAUGGAUUUAGGAGCCACUGCUCAGUGCACUUCUCCCUUCCAACUGCAUCAACUAACUCUCGGGGGUGUUCUGCUCACCACACCGUCCUUCGGUUCUUACUGAGUCACAGACUCGCCUGCCCACUACGUGUCCUGGGUUCUCUCUACUCAGAUCCCUUCCAGAAACUUUAUAUGGGUAGAGGAAGCCAGGGCGGCAAAUGCGAGACCAAAUAUCAUUUUGCCAAUGAGUCUGAGGCUGUGGUCUCUGGAUCCAGUCAUGUUUUUAUAGAAUAAUUAAACCGGAUGCUAACGGUGUUUUAAAAAAUAAUAAUGAAACAACUUGUUUCCUUUUGGCCACCCCCAGGAAGGGCUGAUUUCAAAAUCUGGGGGCGAGCAACCUCAAGGAACACAAUUUCCCUCCCUAUCAACAAGAGGAUUUUAACAGCAAAGAAGAGAGGCAGCACCUCCCAUUGGCAGAAUGACCGCUGAGCCAGGCUGGGUUUGGGUUUCUUCUCUUCUGAUUCUGCUGCUCACUGUCAUAGCCUUUUGUGUAUAGUGAUGUGUCUGUAUCUUUAAUGUAAAUAGAGAGAUGAUGAAAAAAGAGUCUAUUUUAGUGUUAGGAAGCCCCAGCAGGGGAGUCGGAAGAGCUUGGAAGAGCUGGGGAGAGGGUAGGGGAAAGGUUUUCCAGGGGCCACUGGGUUUGAGCCCUGCUUUUGUGCACAGCCACACCACCCUCUCCCGACAGCCUUCAAAGACGUAGCAACUCUUUCUCUCAAGGUGCUAAAGGACUCAGAAGGUGCAGCACGUCCAGUGGGUAGGUACUUGUUGCAUGCAAAAGCUGUAGUGUAUCUGGUCCUUCCUCCCCAGCUGUUGUGUGGGGUUCUUGCUUUGUGUGGUAUUUUGUUUUCCCCUCUAAUGAGAGGGCAUGGCCUGAGUCAGAAGAGCUACCCCAGGUGAAACUGGAAGUGCAUGAGGCAGAGCGUCCGUAGCAUUUCCAGUUUGUUCUGUAUAGGAACAGAGGUGCCUCCGGGAAGGAGGCAGCGAGGUAGGUAGCUAUGAUAGGCAGGCACCUAAUGCUUCUCAAGGACUUAUUUUUUCCUUCUUGAAGACUAGUAGUAACAUCUUAUGAUUUAGAGUAAGUUAAUUGUAACCAUAGGUAUUUAUUGAUUGGAGGAAGGGAGGGUCAUAUUAUUUUCGGCUUUAUUUAUGUAACAUUUGCUAGCUUGUAAAAGGCGAAUGUGAAAUAUUGCAUCUGCAUUUUCCAAGGCUGAUUCGUGUAGCUACCCUUGCCACAGUUGUGACGGAUGUAUGGAUGUUCUUGAACAUUUCAGAGGGAGUGGUAGAAAAAAAAAACACAUUCAGCCAACCACUUAUAUGAAUUGAAUGUAUCAGAAGUGUACUGAAGGGACUGGAGAUGGUUUUCCUCAGAUGAGGGGGCCCCAAAAUUGAUAGUGCACAUCUGCACACUUUCUGCGAGGCCUCAGAACUUUUCCCAGGGCCCCUCCCUCAAAUUGUCUCCAUGGGAAACUUGACCCAGUGGCAAGUUGCACUUUGGUGAUCUUGGUGGUCUACACACCCGUUCUGUGGAGAGUCGAUUUACAUAAGCUGUGUAUACACACACACACACACACACCCCUACCCCACACUGACUGUCUACCGACAGAGACCCUAUUUCCUGGCAAACGGCCUCCUGAACCCUGACUUUUUGUGUACAUACUUGUAAACACGGAUUUUUCUGGGUUUUGGUUUGCUUUUUCCUUUUUUCCCCCUGCCCCCGUUCUAGCUUGUUCUUCUUGGUUUGCUUUCAACCUGCUUGAUGGAUGUCUGCAGAGUGCUCUCUAAGAGUCCACCUCAGUGCCUCGUGUGCUCAGUGGUCAUGGGAAGGAGCGAAGGAACCAUCCUUGGUUCUCCCAGCUUGGUUGUGUAGCAAUCCCUCAGCAUUGUUUUUCUCAGCUUCUUGGCAAAAAUUUAAAAAACAACAACAAAAAAAAAAACAAAAGGAUAAACUGGCUUGCCUGUGGACCCUCCCUGGCUCUGGGGCCAGUUGAGAGCCACUGAGGGACCCAGCACUCAGAGACACAACACAUGUGUAGCUGCUUCUGGCUGAGUGUGUUUCCUGUCACCAAUGGCCUGUUUGGCUGGACGAUGCCUCGGCUUGACCUUUUUUGAAAAGUGCUGGUUAGUUCCCGCCCCUGGUAAACCUGGGGUAGGUGGGGGUUCUGCCUUAACUCGAGGGGCACCUGGGAUCCAGGACGCUUCUAGGGGGCUCUGGCUGCCCGUGUUAAUGAAGGACAGCGCUUCCGCGAGCACCCUGGGAACUGGGUCUUGGGUAGCAAAGCCCUCCCAGAGAAAAGAUGGGCACAACUAAGGCUUUCCUGAGCAGGAAGGGGGUGAAGACCAAUCCCUUCCUUUGGUCCUUUGGUACGCACCCCCUCAGAGCUGAGAUGGAAGACAUGGCUAGUUCUUUUCAGCCUUGUGGAGCCUGUCAGUCGCCAUCAUACCUCGAGUGAGACCCAGCUAGAUAAUGACUUGUCCAAGAUGGCACACGUGGAAAGUUGAUCUGCACCAGAACCCGGAUGACUGUCACCUUGAAGCAUCCUGUUCUCCUUCUGUGCAGUCCCAGGAAGUGUCUGGCGGGCGUGGGCAGCACAGCUCUACACUGUACAAUUCACUAGGGCAUCCUGCGAGCCUCACUAGCCUUCUGGUUCAUGCCUUUGACAAGCAUUUUUGUGCCCCCUCUGCUUACUGUGACAGUCGAUGAUGAAUCUUGCGUUGCCAUUUUCUGCUGUGGGUAACUGUGUGCAGUGUCUUGCCUUGCUUUCUCUUCUCACUGUCCCACAGCUUGGUUUCAUGUUACAAACAGAAAAGCUCGAGGCUCCCACCCCGCCACAUCCCAACUUCAUUUCCCCCUCACUGUAGCCCAUUUCCACCCCACCACAAAGUUGCCACAGAAGGUUUUCUUUGUAUAGAAUAUUUAUUUUGAAGCUCUAUUUUAAUAGUAUUUAUUUUAGAAAGUCUACUAUUGUAAGAGUUCUUCUGUUUGUGAAGAAAAAAACAAGUUAAAAACUGAAUGUACUGAUUUAGAAAAUAUAUAUAAAUAUAUAUUGUUAAAUAUA